GCAGAGGUAGAUCAGCCAUUCUUCUGCAGUAAAUUCAUCCAUAACCAAAAAGAGAGCUUCAUUAAAGGUCUCAAGACAAUGACAGCGAUGACCACUAACAGUUUCAAUCAAAGCAAUGCAACUCCUGUUCCUGCUGAAAAUGGGACUGAAAAAAGUGAUGACUCUGACUGGAAUAAGUUUCAUGAGUUGUUUGAGUCCUUUAACAUCAUGUCUAUUGUUGUUUUCUCCCUGGUCUCCGUCAUUGGUGUGCUCGGGAAUGGAGUGGUUAUCUGGGUGACCGGGUUCAAGAUGAAAACUACUGUAAACACAGUUUGGUACCUCAACCUUGCUGUGGCUGACUUCAUCUUUGCAGCAUUUCUGCCCCUGACUGUGACAUCCCUGGUUUUAGAGUCCCACUGGCCUUUUGGGAAAUUCAUGUGCAAGUUGAGCACCACUGUAACCUUUCUGAACAUGUUUGCCAGUGUCUACAUUCUGGUGGUGAUCAGUGUGGACAGAUGUGUGUCUGUGAUGUGGCCCGUCUGGGCUCAGAACCACCGAAAUGUACACAAGGCGUCCUGUGUCAGUCUGGCUGGGUGGGCGGUGGCUUUGAUUGUCAAGGCUCCAUAUUUUUUCUUCAUGGACACUGAACAAGAGUCUGCAGACAAAAUCAUCUGCUAUGACACACUUUUUGAUUUUAUAACACGAUCUCACAACAUGUUUCGCCUUCAAGCCAUUGUCAUCUUCCACUUCUUCCUGGGAUUUGGAGUCCCUUUCACUGCCAUUGUCUCCUGUUAUGCUGUCAUAAUCCAUCGUCUCAGGAAAAGCAGUGCCCUGGCCAGUCAAUCAAGUCGCUCCUUUAAAAUUAUCACUGCCAUUAUCGGCACUUUUUUCUUAUGCUGGGCUCCCUUUCAUAUUAUGUGUCUAAUAGAGCUGGAGAUAUUCACAGCUGAGACGCCAAGUGAAAUAUUACUCUACAUCUUUGCUGUUGGGAUGCCUCUUGCCACCAAUUUGGCUGUUCUAAACAGCUGCAUCAAUCCACUGCUGUAUGUGUUCAUCAGACAAGAUUUUAAGGAUCAAGUCCGAAAAUCCAUCCUGAAUGUGCUGGAGACUGCCUUCCAGGAAGAGGAGACACGCACUCUCACUGCACACCAGACAGAGCAAAUAGAGCUUUGAAUACUGAGGUAUAAGUUUGUUCAUGAUAUAAAGAAACAAAUACAAAUACUGAACCCAUAAAUAACAACAUAACAAUAAUAAUAAUAAUAAUAAUAUAAUAAUAUUGGUCUGUGGCCUUUUACUAGCAGUAGAAAUUACUCCAGAGUCAAUCUUUGUAUACCUUUAUUAUUUGAAUUAUAUGAAAAGGCUCUUUUGAUAAAUACGGACAUUUAACUGCUCUUACAGUAUUAAUUAAUUAAUAGAUCUUUGC
Archocentrus centrarchus (flier cichlid) is the source of this 1402-nucleotide messenger RNA. RefSeq names its product formyl peptide receptor-related sequence 4-like. Gene Ontology annotation, cellular component: plasma membrane. The transcript has 2 exons. Lineage: Eukaryota; Metazoa; Chordata; Actinopteri; Cichliformes; Cichlidae. Bases 79 to 1152 code for a protein of 357 amino acids. Gene Ontology annotation, molecular function: complement receptor activity; G protein-coupled receptor activity. The record is from RefSeq and is a predicted model, not a curated record. Gene Ontology annotation, biological process: complement receptor mediated signaling pathway; inflammatory response; positive regulation of cytosolic calcium ion concentration.